AUGGUGUUCCUGAAGGUAGCACCUAUGAAGGGUGUUUUGAGGUUCAAGAAGAAGGGGAAGCUAAGUCCACAUUUUGUAGGGCGAUUCGAGAUACUUGAGCGGAUUGGUCCCGUAGCUUAUCGUUUGGUGUUACCUCCAGCAUUUUCUGCAGUACAUGACGUAUUCCAUGUCUCUAUGCUGAGGAAGUAUGUCUCAGACCUGACACAUGUAGUGGACCUUGAGCCAUUGCAAAUUAAUGAGAACUUGAGCUAUGAGAAGCAACCCGUUGAGAUUUUGGCAAGGGAGGUCAAUAUGCUUCGUAAUAGAGGGAUUGCUCUAGUCAAAGUUCUUUGA
Cucumis melo (muskmelon) is the source of this 333-nucleotide messenger RNA. RefSeq lists its product as uncharacterized. The coding region runs from base 1 to 333 and encodes 110 amino acids. The record is from RefSeq and is a predicted model, not a curated record. Lineage: Eukaryota; Viridiplantae; Streptophyta; Magnoliopsida; Cucurbitales; Cucurbitaceae. The transcript has a single exon.